AUGGCUGGUUUCGCCGGCGACGACCCCUUCGGCUUGGACUACGACUUCGGGGACGACGGCGACAACGACCCGUUCUGCUACGACCCAUUCGAAGACUACGGUGGCGACGGGGACGAAGGCGAGGGGCUAAUCGGCGGCCCCUUCGCGCUCGACUACGGAGACGGCGGGGAGUACUGCAUCUCAGGUUUCGCCUUCCGCGACGGCGAUGACGACGGAGGCGGCGUCCUCGUGGGAGAUGGCCACGCGCCCCUGUCCUCCCACGACGAACCCAUUCUCGAAACCCUAGGCCGCUCAUUCGAUUCCGACGGAGGCCUCAGCCAAUUCUACCCCCACCUCGUUUCUGCAUUGGAACUCGUCGAGGAUACCUCCGGGAGGAGGAGGAGGCGAUGA
This is a messenger RNA of Miscanthus lutarioriparius, 390 nucleotides long. NCBI's taxonomy places the organism in Eukaryota, Viridiplantae, Streptophyta, Magnoliopsida, Poales, Poaceae. The record is from the annotation of a GenBank genome assembly.